CGGACCUCUAGAGCGAAACCCGGAAGCGCCGGGCGGCCGGGUGGCCGGGGUCGUGGGUCGGAGGUCGCGGGUCGCGAGGCGGCAUGGCGGCGCUGCGGCGGAACGUGUUUGUUGAAAAAGUACUGAAGAGACUGUAUGCGAAAUCUUCCUGUGACCAAGGCAAGAAGGCCCUAAAGACUCCUGCCUCCGUGGGGCCUCCAGAGAAAGCCGCACCUGAGAACGUAGCCUGCCAGAGCGUCCCCCCUCAGGCAGACGAGGGUGCUGCAGGUGAGAGGGUGACAGACCCAGAUGUUCUUGCACUUGGAGGAUCCCUGGAUUGCAAGCAGCCAGGUGGCGGCACAGCCCCCGCUCCUGAGCGGCGCCUGUACACAGUGAGCCUUCCCCCUGACGGCCUCCUCCCGGUGUGGCCGGGGCUGCCCUGGGACACAGCCUCCCCGAGCUCCUCCAGCACUGAGGCCGAAGCCGAAGCAGAUGAGGAGCUUCAUGAUCAACCAAAGAGAAGAAGAAUUAGAAAGCGUAAGUCAAAGAAAACAUAUAGAAACCUCAGUGACAUUCCUGCAGAAAAAGCAGAAUUGGAGAAACAGCAAGAAGGUCUUUCAUGGAAAACACUGCAGCCAUGCCACACAGAGGGCCCGGCCCUGAGCAAAAACAAGAAAAGGAAACUGAAAAAGAAACAGCAAAUUAAAAGGAAGAAAGCCGCAGGCUUACUUAGAAAGAGUUCUGGCAUGAACUUCCUGUACCAGCCUGAAGAGGGAAGCAGUGAGCCAGGGGAUGAGGAUGAAGAGGCGAGGCCAGACCUGCAGCUGGAAGCGGGCCCAGAGGCCCAGGAGCCGGGGGCAGCCCCGGAGCCAGAAGUAGACCCUGACGCCCCUGAGGAAGGAGGCAGCAGGACUGAUAAAAGGGUAGACGACAUCCUAACAUUCUUGAAGUCAACACAAGAACUUUACUUUUAUGAUGGUGCCACCGAGGAUCCGGAGUUGUCUGUUUCAAUGGAAUCGGCUGAGCAACUUCUCAAGCACCUUGAAACCCAUGGUCUGCCCUGCUCGGACAUCCUCAUUCUGGAUCACAUGAAAACACUGUUAUUUUUGGAAGACACUCUGAGAUUGAAGCAUGCCCUGGAAGUGUUCCCGGAGCACUGCCUGAUGCCUCCAGACCAUGCCAGAGUCAUCUCAGCUUUCUUUACUUACUGGAUCACACAUAUCCUUCCUGAAAAACAAACAAGCAGUAAUAACAGCGGAACAGCUACUGAAGAAGAGCUAAUAUCUAACACGGAACAGAGGACACAGACAUGAGGGCUGUGGUUUCUGCAUUUGCCUCUUAACGACUGGCAGCUCCAAGUGGCCCCAAGCUGUAGUUCCUCCCUCACUUGGCCAAUAGGCUGCAUGUAAAAGGCUGAAGAUUUUGCAGCAAGCAGUGAGAGGCCCUUUCUUUUCAUUAUUUUUUUGAAAUAAUAAAAAGCAGCAUCACUGUGCUGCUCUGUCUGCCUCCUGGGAGCUGUGUGGCCCUGGCCCUUCAGGCAGCUCAAAUUCUCUGAGCCCAGAACAGUGUCUGGGAAUCAAGGUACUGGCCUGCGUGUACCGAGAGAGCAUCCUUGUUCAGCCCUAGAAAGUGACUUUGGAACCUUGGGUGGCCCUGAAUGUCCCUCAGGGACAUUCAGAGAAUCCUGGUGCCUAGGCAGAGUUCCGAGAAGCUGCGAGCCAUGUGUGGUGUGAGAGGCCAGCGUUCUGCCCUGCAAGGUUAGGGUAGCAAGGACUAAAGACUUCAGGCCCCUUCAAAAGAAGACACAAGGACUGGGUCUCAAGCCAGAAGGAUGGAUUCCUGAAGAGACAGGAUCAGAGACACUUGCGUGGUCAGAACAUGAAGGCAUGCACAGCCCUGCGUGGUGGGGACACAGAUACCCACACACACUGCUGCACCUGUGUGCCUUCAGCAAGCAGAGGCGCCUUCCAGACCGGCUCCUUAUCUGGGCCACAGAUCAGUGGGGUGUCUUCUCUCCUUCCCGGUGAGCACUGUGCCUCCAGAGAAUCCCAGGGAUGAGGUGGUUUCCAAUGAGCAGGCAGGGAGCCCCUCACUUCCUUCUGCCUAGGAAUCAGUUCCAGUUAGGAGCUGACCAGUUGACAUGUGUCUUGGAGAGAUGCCUCCUCCGCAGUGUCCCCUUCUGAACUCAAGGACUUCUUUGGCCAGAGCAGGGCAAGCUGCUGCUGCUGUGCCUGUUGACCGUUGCCAUUUUCCCUGUUCUUCACUCUCAGCAUCUGGCACCUGAGCUCUCUGGGAGGUAAACCAUGGAGAGAACAAAAUCCCCUUUUUCCUGCUCUACACUGACAACUUGAGCUGAACCAGUGCCUGAAUUUUAAAUUCAAAAUAGUCCACACUGAUUGCAUCAUCUCCUUUAACCUAAUGAAAAUAGCAGUUUUGUUCUGAACCUUGUUAUUGAAAAGACUAUGUGACAAAAUUUUAUAUAUAUAUAUGUAUUUUUUUUUUCCUAAAACCAAUGUGCUGAGUGGGGACAGAAACUCAAAUUAUAGAGUGCAGGAGUAAACUCUUCUAUUUAGCCAAAAUUAUGUUGCUCCAUCUUUUAAAUGGGCCUAGAAGUGGGAUUCUACAUCUAUUUCCAAAUCUUGCUUUCUGCUCUCUCCUGGGAAAACACAUUCCAGUGUUUUAAUUUGAGAUCUAUUCAUCACGAAUAAGCACAUUUAGUCUUUUUGCAGUUUCAACCACCUCCUCUUUACCAAGUAAGAUUAGUGUUGCAAGCAGAUAAGUGGGGGGCCCUGGCAAUAUGCUUUGGGGAAAUAAAAGAGCUUAAGAAGAGGGGCUAGAACAAUAGUGCAGCAGAUAGGGUGCCGUACUAUUACUGUUCAGCAAUAGUACAGGCCGACCCAGAUUUGAUCCCCAGCACUACAUAUGGUCCCUGAGCACAGUGCCAGGAAUAAGUCCUGAGCAUUGCUGGUGUAGCCCCCCAAAACCAUUUUAAAAAAAUGCCUAUCCCUGAAGUGGCCCUCAGGCUUUAAAAACAAAUCCCUUUGAGAUGCAAAUCAUAAACUCUUUGGUGAGGAGAAGCUGAGGCCUCACCCUGAGAAAGAUGGACACCUCAGGAAAGGAGAAGCUCCAGGACCCUCUGCAGGUCAUGCUGAGAAUGUGAAAGGACCAUUGAGUGUCCAAGGCUUUCCUGGUGGCAAUGUCCAGAUUAACCUUUAGAGAACUUCAGGCCAAGACGAUAUUGGAAAAAGUGUUUAUUACCUCCCAAGAGCUAUUCUGGACUUAAUCCAGAAUAAGGAUUUCUUUUUUUUUUUUUUUUUUUUUUUUUUUUUUUUUUGCUUUUUGGAUCACACCCGGUGAUGCGCAGGGGUUACUCCUGGCUUUGCACUCAGGAAUUAGCCCUGGCGCUGCUCAGGGGACCAUAUGGGAUGCUGGGAAUCAAACCCGGCUCGGCCGCGUGCAAGGCAAACACCCUACCCGCUGUGCUAUCACUCCAGCCCUCAGAAUAAGGAUUUCUUAUUCUGGAUAAGAAUAAGGAGAUUUCUCCAAAAUCUCCACUUUGGAGAAGCUCAUGUUGUCGAACAUGUAUCUCUCUCCCCCUUUACAUCUCUCUCUAAACUUCUUUCAAUAAAAACUAUUUUGCUUCAC
Sorex araneus (European shrew) is the source of this 3624-nucleotide messenger RNA. RefSeq names its product glutamate rich 1 (gene ERICH1). NCBI's taxonomy places the organism in Eukaryota, Metazoa, Chordata, Mammalia, Eulipotyphla, Soricidae. The record is from RefSeq and is a predicted model, not a curated record. The transcript has 6 exons. The coding region runs from base 84 to 1292 and encodes 402 amino acids.